This is a messenger RNA of Onychostoma macrolepis, 4399 nucleotides long. It is a transcript of the gene lpin1b, whose product is annotated as lipin 1b. Lineage: Eukaryota; Metazoa; Chordata; Actinopteri; Cypriniformes; Cyprinidae. Gene Ontology annotation, cellular component: mitochondrial outer membrane; nucleus. Gene Ontology annotation, biological process: positive regulation of transcription by RNA polymerase II; fatty acid catabolic process; cellular response to insulin stimulus. Gene Ontology annotation, molecular function: transcription coactivator activity; phosphatidate phosphatase activity. The record is from RefSeq and is a predicted model, not a curated record.
CCACAACUUAUCGGCUCUGUUUCGCUUCUUCUGACAGCCGGAUGAUCUCAGAUAUUCCUAUAGCUGCUGAAUACGGUCUAAUGUCUUUUAAAACGCGGGAGGCGAUUUUAAAAUUAAAGGCGUGAAUGUAUAUAAAAGUGACCCAAUGAGAAGAACGGAAGAAGUCAUUUUUACCGAUCGGCAUCUUGUCUCAAGAGGAAUUUUUUUUUUUUUUUUUGGUGUACGUGACGUCAGUCACAUCGUUGGUCAGAAUAUGACAGCGAGAAUAUGAAUGUAUGAAUGUUACAGUGUUUGUCCUUCACUCCUCUGAAAGCACGAUGAGCUGAACGGGGCUUUACUAACGUUAGAGACUCAGACAAUGAAUUACGUGGGUCAGUUGGCGGGGCAGGUGUUCGUGCAGGUGAAGGAGCUCUACAGAGGUCUGAAUCCAGCCACGCUGUCUGGCUGCAUCGAUGUCAUCGUUGUCCGGCAGCCUGAUGGAGCUCUGAUCUGCUCUCCAUUUCACGUACGCUUCGGAAAGAUGGGCGUCCUGAGAUCACGAGAGAAAGUGGUGGACAUUGAGAUCAAUGGGGAACCUGUGGAUUUACACAUGAAGUUGGGCGAGAACGGAGAAGCUUUCUUUGUCAAGGAGACGGAAGACAAUCAGGAAGCAAUUCCAUCUUACCUGGCCACAUCUCCCAUUCCAUCCGACGCGGGGCUUCUGAUGGGCUCCAGCAGUGAGAAUGGAAUAAUGAAGAAGAGGAGGAAGAGGAGAAGGAAGUUUAGAAUGGAGGAUGUGAAGAGGGAGGAGAGCGUGGAGUUCUCAGAGGAAGAACUGUUCAACAUCGACAUCAAUGACAGCGAGCAGUCUGAUCAAAACAGAGAUCUGAUGAACGGAGGUUCAUCUACUGGAAACAAACAAAACACAAUUCAUGCACGUUCAGACGGAGAGUGGAGUCCUGUUCACAGUCCUAAUGUGUCUCGUCCCUGCACCCCUAAAAGUGACUCUGAGCUGCUUAAAGAUCAGCAGGAGGAUUCGGCCAUGUUGUGGUCCUGGGGGGAGUUACCACAAGCCGCCAAGCCAUCGUUUCUGUCUUCGAAACCAAACGUCCUGCCUGCGUGCCCACUGUCAAUCCCGGUCUCUGACAACACACAUUUCAGAGUCAUCCCUGACACGGCUGUCCAUGGCCACGACAGAAACAAGACAUUACAUUCUGAUGACCAAUCAAACAGAGCGGCUUGCGUGAUGUCAGCGGUGGAGGAGGGAGGAGCAAAUACUGGACCCCUCCCACAAAAUAAGACUGAUUCCCCUUCUAAAAGAAAAGAUAAGAAAAGCCGCCAUCUGGGUUCUGACGGCGUGUAUUUGGAUGAUAUAAAAGAUCUGGAGCCAGAAGUGGCAGCACUUUACUUCCCUAAAAGUGGGUCAGAGCGUUGCGGUGAGAACGGCGUUCGCAGUGUGACGGUGUCUCCUCAGUCCAUGUGCAGCUCGGGAGCCGACAGCGGCGUGGACAGUUAUGACCUGCCCUCUAUGGCCAUCUCUCUGUGUGGAGGACUCACAGAAAACAGAGAGAUCACUAAAGAACAUUUCCAGCAGAAGUCUGUGUCGUUUCAGCAGUUUUCUGAUAAUCCAUCCAUCAUUGAUGACCCUAAUCUGGUGGUGAAGAUCGGCUCUGAGUAUUAUAACUGGAGCACCGCUGCUCCUAUUAUGUUGGCUAUGCAAGCCUUCCAGAAACCAUUGCCUAAGGCCACCAUAGAGAGACUUAUGAAGGAGAAGAUGCCCAGAAACCGAGGAAGAUGGUGGUUUUCAUGGCGAGGAAGAACAAACAGCACCAAACCGGAUUCAGUCUCAGGUGGUUCAGCAUGCCCUGCAGGAGACGAGACCAUCAAGAACAGGCGCACAGACGAAUCCUCCUCCAGCGAUGAAGACUUAACUGCCAAACAAACCCCCGUCCCUGUUCACACAGACCCCGCCCCUGCAGAAGGGGUGUCCUAUCAGAAAACACUCCGCCUCUCUUCAGAACAGCUCGUCAGUCUGCAGCUCAAGGACGGUCCUAAUGACGUGGUGUUUAGUGUGACGACUCAGUAUCAGGGCACGUGUCGCUGUGAGGGAACCAUCUACCUGUGGAACUGGGAGGAUAAAAUCAUCAUAUCAGACAUCGAUGGCACAAUCACCAGGUCAGAUAAGCUGGGGCACAUUCUGCCCACGCUGGGUAAAGACUGGACCCAUCAGGGCAUCGCAAGCCUGUAUCACAACAUCAGCCAGAACGGGUACAAGUUUCUGUACUGCUCGGCGAGGGCGAUCGGCAUGGCUGACAUGACACGGGGUUACCUGCACUGGGUCAAUGAGAGAGGAACCAUGUUACCACAGGGACCCGUUUUACUGAGUCCCAGCAGCCUGCUAUCAGCACUGCACAGGGAGGUGAUUGAGAAGAGGCCGGAGAAGUUUAAGGUGGCGUGUUUGACAGACAUUAAGAAUCUGUUCCUCCCAAACACUGAGCCCUUCUUCGCAGCGUUUGGGAACAGAAACACCGACGUGUUUUCCUAUAAGGAGGUGGGAGUUCCCUUAAACAGAAUCUUCACUGUUAAUCCUAAAGGAGAACUGAUCCAGGAACAUGCCAAGACCAACAUCUCAUCGUACGUGCGUCUAGGUGAGGCGGUGGAUCACGUCUUCCCGCUCCUGAAGCGCAGAGGUUCCUGUGAUUUCCCCUGCAGUGACACCUUCAGCCAGUUCACCUUCUGGAGAGAACAGCUCCCCCUCGUGGACGGACAGAUGGCGAACACCAGUCGCUGAACAGCUCACAGGACAAGACAUAGGCUGAAAACCAAAACUGAACAUACUGGAAUCAGUGCAAUGAUAUGAAAAUCACACACAAAAUACAUGUGUGGGUCUGGACCUCCGAAAAAAACUGCACUUUCUUUCAAAGCAGUCUUCACGUGUCAGUUGUGAUUUAGAGUAUACUGUUAGUAGAUUUGUAAAAAUUAGCUCAGAUGUUGGAUAUAUUUGAAACAUUUUUGUUUUGCUUGUGGUGAUCACAAGCUUUUGUGUUGAAAAGCAUCUGUUAAUGCAAGACCAAUCCAUCACGUCAGGAUGGUUACUGUCAAAUUUCAACAAAUCAUUGGUAUUUUGUUAAAGUCAGACUGAAUGAAACUGAAUAAUGUUACAUAUCACAUAACAGACCUUUUUCACAUUUCCAGGUGAAGUUGUGAUAGUUGGGUAAACGUCGAAAGCAGUGAAUGGGAGGGUGUCACAAAUAUAUUGUUUGCAUUCCCAUUUGCUCAAAUGGCAAAAGAGAAACUCCGCAAUAGUGUUUUCACGACUUUCAAAAAAGGACAAAAAUUGAGAGAGACUGAUAACGGCGGUCAAAAGAGAGAACGAUGUCGAAUUUACCGUCUCUCUCAUAGACGCUGCAUUAGUUUUUUUGUAAUUUGAUGCAAAGGUGAUACAACGUAUAGUGUCAGAGAUGUACAUACAUUUUUUAAAAACUUUCGAGGAUUUACGAUGCUGAUGACCGUUGAAAUGCAUCAUCACGCUCUUGUGAAAAGGGUCCAUUUAAAAUGUCCAGGUCAUAUUUCACUCCAGAAUCAAUAUUUUUCAAUCUGAUUUUUUUUUUUUUUUUUUUGCGCAUUGUGACAAUCAAACACUUUUAAUUAUUAUUUUCUAUUGCAGUUAGCAUAAAUUAAGUUGAAAUUUGCAUAAAUAUACUUUUUUAAAUGAAAAAUACUAAGUACUUAGUAUUAAGUAUUAUUUUUGUCUUAUCACAUCAUAAUCACAGCCGUAUUCUGAUAUUCCUGCCUUCAUGUGUUUUUACCCAGCACUUUAUGUUACUGAAGAAAAAUAUACUGUCGUAUUUUUUAUAUGACUUGAUAAUCAUAAUCCCGUUUGGGUUUAUUCCAUUUUAGAGGGUUUCAGUGGGUUUUAACGAUUUACAUAUUUAAUAUCUGAGACAGACUCAGUUAAAAUAUGCUAAAUCUGUAGCAUGAUGUUGUUGAUAUAACUAGAUUUUUUGUGUUUGUUUUGCCUUUUUACUGAACAUGAGUCAUUAGUUCCAUAGCAAGAUAUGAUUGUAUUGAUGGAGGUGUUUGUAUUUCUGAUAUUCUUUCAGUGAAAGAGCAGUAGAUUAGAUUCUCAUGGGGAAAUUCAUCUGUUGUUUUGCUUUUCAAUAAAAUAUAUCAUCAGAUAUAGUGGCACUCUGAUUUAUUGCAGGUUUAUCUGAUUUAUCCAUAAUUGGACAGUGGAAAAUCUCAUUAUCAUUUUUCAGUCCAUACAAGUGCUGAAAUUCUUCGCCAUAAUCUGAGAAUGACUUAAAACGCAAUCUAUGAUCCGCCAAAAGAAAUAGGUUUGAAUCUCACCAAUAAUAAAAUAAUUUCAUUCUAAUUUUAAUAGAAAUAAUAUUUUUUUUGUUCAAAUUUAUUUAUUGAA